UUUAUACCAUUAAAUGCAAUUAAUACUCAAAUAAAAUUAUCUACAAAAACUGAGCUUCACCGAUUUCUUCUUCAGUAAAAAAAUCGGUCAGAAAUGUUGAGUAAAAAGAAAUCGGAAUCUCAAGAGCCUGAUAAGCUGCCAGAUGGUUUCAAUAGAGCAUCAAUUGGAGCAGUAUCAACUUCGGGACUAUCAGGGAAGACUUAUCGGAAACUGUUUCUAAGGGGUGGGGCAGUCGUGAUAGUCGGUGUCGGGAUUUUAGUAGCGGUGAUACUAUUUAUUAAACUCAGCUCACCCGAGUCGGAUAUUAGUGACUAUGACUGGAAAACAGGGUACAGCUACUUGGCAGCAGGUAAUGAUAUUCCUGUUCGGAACGACACGAACUCUUCUUCGGGAAGCAAUGAUGUCAAUUAUGAGGACUGGUGCUUCCUCCUGAUCCAGGAGCCAGCAGAAGGCGAUCCGAACCCUCUCUUCACAUUUCCAGAUGCAAGGAAGUUCUUAGAGGCAUGCGGUUUUGACCCUGUGCUUUUGGAUAUGUAUUACUACUAUGAAAGCCUGGGAUAAUGUGAUUGAGAUCAAUUGGAAUGGUUAUAUUACGAGGCCAAACUGUGCACUGGAUAGGCGCACAAUUUUGUGUCUGUAUGUUCCUGGAUUCCAGAUACUAGUCUUUCAACAAGAAUGCGCUUACAGUUCACAAAAUGCACAGUUUAGCCUCGUAAUGUAAUGACCGGAUUAUCCCCUAAACUGAAACAAAUGGAUUUGAAAAAUGAGCUUGCGAAGAUCAAAGUAAAUCAAUAAACUGACUCAAAUUUUGUGCCCCAAAACAUAAAACGAGUGAAGUGAUUUCAAAUCUGAUUCAUGAAUUGAAAAAUAA
This is a messenger RNA of Symsagittifera roscoffensis, 871 nucleotides long. RefSeq lists its product as uncharacterized. The coding region runs from base 94 to 561 and encodes 155 amino acids. The record is from RefSeq and is a predicted model, not a curated record. NCBI's taxonomy places the organism in Eukaryota, Metazoa, Xenacoelomorpha, Acoela, Convolutidae. The transcript is spliced from 3 exons.